Mycena citricolor is the source of this 912-nucleotide messenger RNA. The record is from the annotation of a GenBank genome assembly. NCBI's taxonomy places the organism in Eukaryota, Fungi, Basidiomycota, Agaricomycetes, Agaricales, Mycenaceae.
AUGUCCAACAAGCCUUCUGUGUUGAUCGUCGGCGCAAGUGGUGCCCUCGGGCAACCCUUGACACAGGAGUUCAUCAAACAACGGGAUCGGAUCGGUCGUCUUGCGAUUCUGUCUGGCCCGGCGAAAGCGCAUAGAGUGGAGGCCGCUCGAGCUGCAGGCGUCGAGAUCGUGUUCAUCGGCCGGAUCGCCCAGUGUUGCUCAUGGGGCCACGCAGGAAUUGACAUCGUCUUCUCCCUGGUGGGGGAUGCCACCAUGCGCUUGCAGCCUGCGAUCAUCGAGGCUGCUGUCGAGGGCGGCGUGCGCCAUUUCUAUCCCUCCGAGUUCGGCACGGACAUCGACCAAGACCACGUCUGGCCCUUCCGUUACUUCCGGGAUAAGCUCGUCACCCGAGAUCAUCUUCGCGCGACAGCGAAAAAGGUCCCCGGGUUCCAAUAUACUCUGAUGCUCGUGGGCGCUUUCACCGAGUGGUCGUGCUCCUCGUUCAGCGGCUUCGAUUUGGAGAAACACACUGUGGAGGCAUAUGGGUACCCGGAGGCACAAGUUUCGGUCACAGCUCUGAAGGACAUCGUGAGGUAUGCCGUGGACUCGAUCUUCCUCCCGUUUCCCAAGGAUCACGCCAUGCGUGAGAUCCGCGUCCGGGGCGACCAUGUCACGUUCGCCGAACUCAUCAAGACCCUCGAAGAGGUCCAGGGCGUCUCAUACACCGUUUCGUACAUCGACCCAAGCGAGGCUGCAGCCAAGCAAGAAGCAGCGCGCAAGCGAGGAGAGGAAUCGGAAGAAGUGAAGUGGGCUGGGAAAACGAUCUGCCCAACAGGAAGAGUCACCGUUCCGUUUCCGAUUGAUAACGACAAGUUCGAUUUCAGACCGGAGAGUCUAAAGGAGACGUUGGCGCGGUUGUUUGCGACGAAAUAG